GUACCGGCCGAAGAUGCAAAUGUCGUGAUACUGGAGACCAUCCUGAAAGCCGUCACACAGGAAGCAUACCUAGGGGUCAGGUUUAGCAAACCACUGGCCAGAUCCAGAUUCGAGUCCAUUACACCCGAAGGAUUGCAGGGUUGUCCUUGGUACGGAAUUUUGCAAUACGCCACACUCUACUGGGCCACUCAUUUGCGUCGGUUACGCGAUCCAUUGUCUCCGGAAGUCGAGACGAUGCUACGUCUCCUCAUUAGCCCCCCGGCAUGCCUUACCUGGGUCGAAGUGCUCGCCAUCUCACCUGUCAGGGGUUCCGUAUCUCACUUUCCAGAAUCCUGGGGCUUGUCGCCGACUUUUGCCGCGACGGUACAGGCCUCGUCACACAAGAGACACUCUCGUGCCUACAAUUGUGGAUGCGUUCCUGCCACGAGUUGUUACACGGCUGGGCCGAGAUCCUUGAACGCUUCCCGGGCGAGGUCCACCAUAUCCAAGGGCUAUUCUUGACAGCCGAUUCAAUAUUUCGGUUGGAAUACAACCCCUUAAAUCGGCAUUGGGCGCUUCCAGCCGGUACCUCACUGGAACGCCAGCCCUUGGAUACUGUGCUUGACGAGGCGUCCCGUGGAACAGAUUACGUCUCUGUUCUUGACAAAAGCAAGUCUCGACUGUACAUCGUGCGCCAGAGUCGGCUCUGCUACCACAGCGUCCGUGGCGAAUUGAAAGAGGACGAACCGGGUUUUGCUUCUUGGCUAAUUCGGUACAUCUCGCUUGAUACGGGGACUGUGGUGUCCGAGUUCCGCGGCCAAUCUCCCUUUGGAGUAGUCGGCUCAUCGAGGAGGACAGGAUAUGUUACCGCGCAAUUGGCUCUCAGCGACGACUCCCAGUACCUUGGGUACCAAGAGUAUCUAGAGCCAGAUGGCAUCAAGUGUCAGUACGCCUUCACGUACUGCUGGAAGUUGAAGGACUUUUCGACCGUGGAUGACGAUCACUUUGGACCUCGCACGAUGAUCAGCCGAGGGGUUAUCCAUUCACCAGUGAGACAGACCCGUCCGUUAACCUUCUGCGCGAGAAGUGCCACCCUGGUGCAUGCGAAUGGGUGGUAUGAUGUCGAGAAACAAGAACCGAUCAACUCCUUCACCCCGCCUGCGAUCGGGAAGGGAAUAAAAGUCGACUCAGUCCACGUAUCGCCCAGCGGUAACGCACUGGUUAUCACACGGCCUACCAAUGGCGAUUCGCGGAGCUCCCAACUCGAACUCUGGGCUUGCGUUAGCAGCGAGACGCCCAUGACACUAAGUCAGACCUUCAUCGCUCCAACACCAACCAUUCUCGCCAUCAGUCGUUCUGCUCGGUUUGUGGCGUUCACGCACAAACUGCUGAAGGCAUCACCGAACGAUGACCAAUCCUUUGAAUGUACAGACGACCCCAGCUCGGAGUGCGAAUCAGAUGACGACUCGGAAUACUCGGCAGAUGACUUCUUUGAAUCGCGAGAAACCCACAGCUUCGCUAUCCUUGACACAGAGAAAGGCAGCAUUGGCGAGCUGUACUCAUAUAGAAACGACUCAUGGGAUAGCCGGGAUGAUAGCGUCACUCGAUUACGGCCAGACAAGGCCUUUUUCGGCUGCCUGGAACCGAGUUCCAGCCUCUUCAUAUCGAGGAUGAAGAGUGGAGCUCAGACUCCGGAGGGGUUGAUUUGGCGUUGGAGUAUCAGUGGUUGGAUCAAUACCGGCCACAUCGUCUUCGACUGGGGUUGCAAUAGUCUGACAUUCAACCAUGAUGACUCAGCCCUUGUCGGUAUUCGCCCAGACGGGCUCUUUCGUGCCAGAGUUGACAACUUGCAAGAGAGGGUUGUCGCAGUCGGAGCCUACAGUGUCCGACGUGAACAGGAAUAUCACCGUUCAUGCUGGAGGGGCUCAUCACUGUAUUACCUGCACUCGGACAUAAACAGAGGCAGCACAUACCAGAUUGCAGGGCAUGUGCGGAAUCUCGGCGGUCAACCUUCUGUACCUUUGGGUGUAGAGAUCGGGUUUCUCUCCCCUGUCAGCUUGAAAGAUAUCAAGGACAUUAGGAUUCCGUUGCCCGGCGACAAGGUAUAUUUCAGCACCAAAAGCAAAUCGGGAAGUUUUUGCUCUGCCAUCGACAUCGGGGCCGGAACCGGCAAGGCUCCCUCUGUGCCACGCAGCUUGAACAAGAGCCGUAUCGUUGCCAUAGCAAGCGGCGGGCGGUACAUGUUGGCGGCAUCCUUCUUACGCGGCGGGAACAGCAUCGGCAGCACAGGCAUGGUCAAAGGUAUAAACUCCGUGUCUACAAGGAGGGAACGUCUGAGGCUCUCCGAGUCUUCAAUUUCACGUGUUGCUGGUCGAUUGUCAACGAGCGUAACAGAUGGAUUGAUAGGUACCGUGGUGUGGACAAUAUUCCACCACAGAUUGCCCAUCAUGGCAUGGUCAUUCUCCUGGUUUAAGUGGGGGUUUUGGAUGGCAAGCACAGAGGGGGAUGGCAUCCCCAUUUUCAAUCCAGGUAUUCAACCUAUUUCCUCUUUGCUACUGCCCGAGACUCUUAACUGACUGUCGCUUCAAUCAUUCAUAGAAACGCGAUCAUGUCAAUUCUCGCUGUCGUUUUCUCCAUGCGGCCGGUAUUUCUGGGCUUACAUAUGUGGAGGGCUCAUCCUAUUCGACCUCGGGAGAGGAAUCAGGCACGAUCACUCAUGGCCUGAAGAUCUGAUCAGCUACUAUGAUGCCUACACAUUUUGCCAUGGCA
This is a messenger RNA of Canariomyces notabilis, 2748 nucleotides long. RefSeq lists its product as uncharacterized. The record is from RefSeq and is a predicted model, not a curated record. The coding region runs from base 264 to 2555 and encodes 763 amino acids. The transcript has 2 exons. NCBI's taxonomy places the organism in Eukaryota, Fungi, Ascomycota, Sordariomycetes, Sordariales, Chaetomiaceae.